AUGGAAGGAAUAUUCCCCAUCAUAAAAAUUGUGGUCAACAAGAAAAUGGAAGUGGUGGUAUUCCAUUUGAAAGAGAAGAUUGGUAGAGAUGAACAUCUGAAACUUGAACUCUCCUAUACUGGGACUAUUGGCAGCCAUAGGUUAAACGGUCUGUACAGGACAAUUUAUACGGACAAAGAUGGUAAUCAAAAAGUCGCCGCUGUUACCCAGUUCGAACCGACCCAUGCUCGUUUGAUGGUGCCAUGUUUCGAUGAGCCGGCAUUCAAAGCACAAUGGACGGUUACUGUAAUUCAUCCGGCAGGAACCACAGCUCUGUCCAAUGGAAAAGAGAGAAGUAGCGUAAGUGAAUCUGGCAGUGCUUGGGUGUGGACGACAUUUGAAACAACUCCAAAAAUGUCGACAUAUCUUCUUGCCAUUGCUGUUGGCGAAUUUGAAUAUAUCCAAGGGUAUACCAAGGAGGGAGUAAGAUUCCGAGUGUGGUCACGUCCAGAAGCGAUUAAUAUGACGCAAUUUGCGCUAAAAGUCGGCGUCCAAUGUCUGCAGUUUUACGAGGAAUACUUCGAUAUCAAAUUUCCACUACAAAAACAGGGUAGGGUGCGCUAA
This is a messenger RNA of Cooperia oncophora, 603 nucleotides long. The record is from the annotation of a GenBank genome assembly. Lineage: Eukaryota; Metazoa; Nematoda; Chromadorea; Rhabditida; Trichostrongylidae.